This is a messenger RNA of Ruditapes philippinarum (Manila clam), 6229 nucleotides long. RefSeq lists its product as uncharacterized. The record is from RefSeq and is a predicted model, not a curated record. Gene Ontology annotation, molecular function: protein binding. Bases 132 to 2615 code for a protein of 827 amino acids. NCBI's taxonomy places the organism in Eukaryota, Metazoa, Mollusca, Bivalvia, Venerida, Veneridae. The transcript is spliced from 8 exons.
CACUUGGUAGGUGCAGUUAUGCAGUUGUGUGCGCAGACAUGUGUCUGAGAUAUGAAUAGUGUCUAGCAGUAGCUGCGUAGUAGUAUCUUAAAUGACUGAAUAAAAUAUUUAUUAGUCAUUUGAAUUACAAAAUGGCAGGACAAAAUAACUUGAUAAGUGAAUCGGAUAAUGUUCAUAAUAAUUUAUCUCUUAAUGAUGAUUUUCAUGUACUAAAUAAUUUUGAAAUGGACUUUGUUGGCAGGGAAAAUGACCUUGAAAAGUUACAUAAGGAAUCGGAAGUUUGUAGGAUAAUUGGUAUAUUUGGAAUAAGAUCUGUCGGCAAAUCAAGGCUUGUGAAAGAAUAUUUAAAGAGAUUUAAACCAGACGGAGUCAAAGUUAUACAUAUAGAUAUAAAGUUGAUGCCGGAUGUAGUGUCGUUGUAUUUAAACAUCUGCGCAGCCUUGGAACUAGUCUUUGAUCAAGAGUCGGCUGGUUCUGACCAAUGGAUUUAUGAUAUUGUGCUAUUUCUCAAUUCUGCACCAGGACACGAGUUUUUGUUCUUCUUUGACAAUACAGAGGACUAUCAGGACACUGAAAAUCUAAACAUUUGUUCUUCAUUUUUGAAAUUAUGCACCACAAUGGUAGAGAAAUGUAAAAACGUUCGGAUUUUCAUCACUUCAACUACUCAAGUUCAGUUUUCGAAGCUUGAAAGGGUUUAUUACAGUCAUGAACUGCCUUCUUUGAAUGAAAUAGAAGCAAGGCAGCUACUGAAAAAUGUGACUUCGGAGAUUGACCUAGGAGACUAUGAGAGUGCACUAAUAACGCUAAGUGAAGGAUUGCCACUACUGAUCCUCAUGAUCGGAUCAGAGUUAACAGAAGACGCAGGGAUGAUAACUCCGAAUAAUAUGGUCAAUCUUUUACUCACUGGUAGACUCAAGGCAUUGAGUAGAGAAUUUUACCCAGAGGAAGAUAGAGUCGGAGAUGUCUACAGAAAGUUUCUUGAUCGACUUGACGAAGUGUAUAAGAAUCAUCUCACAGUUUUAGAAUUCAUCCCAGGAACAUUUAGUGCUGAACAGGCACAACAUAUACUUGAUAUAAAUACAGUGGAGAUGACCAUGGAGGAAACUUUACUGCCUGCACGCAGACGUUAUAUACUUCAUUAUGACCUACAUACGAAACGAUUUGGAAUUCAAGGAAUUCUACGCGAAUGUAUAAAGUCAUUCUACAUCAUUAAAAAUUUACCAGAAAUCAGACGAAGAUACAUACAAAUCUUUUCUGUUGUUAUGACAAAUAUCUCCAAGCGUCUGAAUACAUCUGAAUAUACAAACGCUAUGGCUGAAUAUUUUAUUGAACAACCGAACUUACAGAAGCUGAUGAUAGAAGUAGAGAACACUGCUCAGGACAAUUAUAAGUUCUUCAUAGAAAUGGUCACUAACUGUACCGGAAUGAUUGAACACUUUAUGUCAGGAAAUGGUCAAGUAUUUUACGAGCACUGUUUACAGGCUGCGGAAAAGUAUGGCCAGGACGAGGAUAAGGCAUCGGUCAACAUUGCUGUUGGAAGUUUGUACACAAAUACAACGGGUAAUUUACUCGGAGGAGAAGCACACUACAAAGCAGCAUUGGACAUUCUAGAACCUCGUGAUGAAAGAUCUUUACUCCUUGCAACAGCUUAUCAAAGGAUAGGUUGGAACACACUUCUUCAAGGACAAAACACUGAUGCUAUAAGAUAUUUCAAGAAAUCAUUGGCAAUUACUGUGAUAUCGGGGGAAAAGUUCAAACAAACUGCUGUGCAAUCGUUAAGCAGUAUGGGUGUAUCGUUUACGUUUUUAGGGAAAUUCAAAGAAGCAGAAAAGUACCAUUUUCAAUCAUUGAAGCGGCGUCGAAUGUUUCAAGGUGAGAGUCAUCCAGGAAUAGCUGCCUGUUUUAACAACAUUGGCGAAAUGUAUGAUUUAAAAGGUGACACUGAAAAAGCAGUGGAAUACUAUAAAAGAGGACUUGAUAUGAAACUACAAUGCAAUGCUCCUGUUUUGUCGACGGUUCUCUCCAUAUGCAGUACAGCUAAAAUCAUGAUCCCUUUGAGAAAAUUCACAGAAGCUCAUUCACUUCUAGAUGAUGGGUUUGAAAAAUUGAAGAAAGAAAAGCUGCCACCGAAAGAAGCCGAAGCGUGCGUAUGCCACACUAAAGGUUUGGUCUAUAAAGAAGAAGGUCGUUAUAAUGACGCAGAGGAAAUGUUCCGGAAAGCAGUAGAUAUUAGACAGAACAUUGCACCAAACAAUACCCAGUAUAUUGAGAGUUUAUCGCAUUUGGCGGACAUAUAUAAGAUACAAGGCUAUUUACCCAGUAGUUUGAAAUAUUGUGAAAGGGUUUUACAACUUAAGGAACAAGUAAUAGCUUCAACGCCACACACGUUGGUUAUUGCUGAUACUUUCGAUCGAAUGGCUGACAUCUACAAGAAACAAGAUAAUACGCAUAGAUACGUUGAAACCCUAGAGGAAUUACAAUCAGAACUUCUUCGUUUGGAGCGGGUUUUCCUUUGUCAUCAAAAUGAAAGAGAUUUGUAUAAAAUACGGGAUAGAGUAAGAGAUUUAGAUGCCUGUUUUAAAGUGGUUCAUUGUGGUAUAUAUACAAGGGAAUAAGUUUGUUUAAUGCAAAAUAGUUAAAUGCAGGGUGACUCAAUCCAAUAGCUAAAAAUCUGUUUUUAUACUCAUGUGUAAAGUUCCUUUGUGAAAUAAUACAUAAAUAAGGCACUUGAAUUCACCUUCCCGUAUUAAAAUUGAAAAAAUGGCCUUUAUCUCACCAUAGUUUGACUUACAUAUCAAAUGAGCAUUUAUCAUUUUGCUAUCAUGUAUAUACCUACUGCAUUUGAUCAUAGAAAUACAUUAAGGGUUUUAGACCCAAGCAGUUUUCUAUGUGUAUAUUUUUGGCAACUUUCAAAGCAUAAUUUAUACUUUACUACUUAUACUAUAUUCUAAAGUUAAAUUUACCAGCAAUCAUAGAACUAAAGCCUUGACAUUAUUUCCUAACUCAUACUAUAGUCAAUCUAGAAUUUGUCAUCAGAGAAAAAUCAUAUUUAUGAUAGUAUAAAACAAAUCUAAACGUAGACAAAGUAUUUAUAUAACCUUUAAUCAUAGUUAAACUAUUUCUUUGGGUGUUUUCUUUCUGUUUGAAUUUGGUGUCUUUCGGUAGGCACAUAUGUGUCCGGGAUCCUAAACGUUAUGGGUAGUCUCGUCAUUUUGGGCAAGACUUAUAGAAUGUCAUUUGAAACUCGGUAUAUUCUUAUGUUGAGUAAGAUAUUCAUUUUAAUUAAUGAAACAUUUAAAAUCAGUGUCAAUGUAUUGGGAGGUUCUCAUAGAAAUUUUAGGAAUUUAGCUAGAAAGUUUGUUUCAGAAACCCCUAUAGAUUAUUUUAUACUUUGGACGUAUAUACGCUUCAGAAAGAUCCUUUAUUUCAAAAUGACAAAUAAAAAUCCCACUAUUAUUUAGCUCUUUCCUGUAAAUUUUACAGAAAGUCAAACCGUUCUCGGUCGGACUUCGUCCGAAAAAGACAAACAUGUAACGUAUAGAUUUCGUUUAUUGGUCUAAGUUUUCUUUUUUAUAUGCCCGAAAGAAUUUCGGCAUACAUUGUUAUACCCCCUGGCGUCCAUCCGUCCGUCCGUCUGUCUAUCCGUCCGUCCGUCUGUCCGUACAAACCAGAGCUACAUUAUGGGGUUUGGUCUAUUGUUCUCAUAACAAUAGAUGUCUUUGAUGUCAUUCAUUCCGUUUCUCUUGUGGGGUUAUUUUCUGCAUUGUGGGGUUAAAAAGAACAAAAGAAAUAACAAAAGAAAACCCCAUAAUGUAGCUCUGGUAAGAACGACCAUCCCUCCGUUAGCAAUUUGGUUUCCGGAGCAUAACUUCAGUUUUGUUUAGCCCACAAUAUUCAAACUUCAUAGGAUAAUUGUCCAUAUUGUGUAGAAGAACCCUAUCGAUUUUGGGGUCACAAGGUCAAAGGUCAAGGUCACUAUCACCUUAAAACUGAAAACAGUUUCCGGAACAUAACUUAAGUUCUGUUUAGCCCACAGUGUUCAAACUUCAAAGGAUGAUUGUCCAUAUUGGGUAAAAGACCCCUAUUGAUUUUGGGGUCACAAGGUCAAAUGUCAAGGUCAUUAUUACUUCAAAACUAAAAACAGUUUCCGGAGCAUAACUAAAGGUCUAUUUGUCCCACAAUAUUCAAACUUCAAAGGAUGAUUGUCCACAUUGCGUUGAAGACCCCUAUUGAUUUUUGGGGUCACAAGGUCAAAGGUCAAGGUCACUAUUACUUCAAAACUAAAAACAGUUUCCGGAGCAUAACUUGAGGUCUAUUUGUCCCACAAUAUUCAAACUUCAUAGGAUGGUUGUCCACAUUGGGUAGCAGACCCCUAUUGAUUUUGGGGUCACAAGGUCAAAGGUCAAGGUCACUAUUACUUUAAAACUGAAAACAGUUUCCGGAGCAUAGCUUAAGGUCUAUUAGGCACACAAUAUUCAAACUUAAUAGGAUGAUUGUCCAUAUUGGGUAAAAUACCCCUAUUGAUUUAGGGUCACAAGGUCAAAGGUCAAGGUCACUAUUACUUAAAAAACUGAAAACAGUUUCCAGAACAUAACUUAAUUUCUAUUUGGCCCAAAGUGUUCAAACUUCAUAGGAUGAUUUUCCAUAUUGUGUAGAACACCCCGAUUGCUUUUGGAGUCACAAGAUCAAAGUUCAAGGUCGCUAUUACCUCAAAAAUAAAAACAGUUUCCAGAGUAUUACUUAAGUUCCAUUUGGCCCACAAUAUUCAAACUUUAUAGGAGGAUUGCUAUUUGGAGGAGGUAAUACUUUAUUUAGUUUAUGUUAUGUCUUACAAAUGCUUCAUCCUUACUAAAAAAACACACUUUCGGGCAUAUAAUGCUCCGCCUAGCGGUGCCCUUGUUUUACUAAUAUUUCAUCCAGCUUUAGCGUGUUUGUAAAAUUAGUACUAUGCAGUCAUAUUUUUUAAGUUUCUUUGGAAAUUCAAGAUGGCGGGAUCUAGUCUCGCAUAUUUUUUAUUUAAAGAGUGUUGCGCCAUAGUUUUCUUUCCAUGUAAGUUAAAGCACAAUGCUUUUGUUAAUAGCCUUUUUUAAAUGUCAAAUUAGGAAUAGUUAUACGUAUUCCAAAAGAAAAUAAAGAAAACCGCUUUCUAAAGAUUUGCAGACCUAUUACUUUUUUGGAUGUCAUAUAUAAAAUUGCAUUACCUUCUGUUAAGAAAUAGUAAAAAUAGAAAAGAUAUUUAUAUUGAUAAUAAAGAAAAUUAGAUAAAUUAGUUUUCUUCUCAAUUUUAAGAUGAUAAAGAGGACACCUUAAAAAUGUUGAAGAUGGACUCUAUAGAUACUCACUUUUGUCAGGAUUAAGUGUAAACUAUGACAAGUAUGACAAGUAUUCAUCUAGAUAUGUUUAAAUUAUCAUGAGGGUCACCUUUUCUUUCUUACUUCUCGGAAUGCUAAUUGAUUUAAAUCUAGAAAAUAUGUUCAAGAUUAAAUUUGAUCAUCAAGUAUCAAAAAUGAAAUAAUAUCACAAAUCUUGCUAAAAGAAGGAAUUUGACUUUUUUAAUUGUUAAAUCAGCUGUACUGCUCGUAAAACCUCAGUUGAAACAUUACCAAAUUCAUCAGAUGAAUAUAUUAAGAAAAAAGAUGAUACGCUAUUAGAAUUUAUAUGGAAUAGAAAAAAAACAAAUCUGUUUAAAUAAAAAAAACAUGAUUCAGGUGGAAUUAAAACGAUAUAUAUCAUAAGUUAUAUGAAAAGCUUAAAGACAAAAUGGUUUGGAAAUUGUAUAACAUGUUGGUGAAGUUAAUAUCACAAACUUGAGUCAAAUCAUUUGAUGUUUACAAACUAAUAAUAUUUUGUAAAUGUUAUUAUGAGAAGAUUGGUCAAAUAAAAAUAGAUUCAAGAAAGAUGUCAUUAUAUCAUGCCUAUGCAUUAAAUUGCAUUGAAUAAAGAUACAUCUAUAACAGUUUUUACAUAAGUACGUAUUUUUGAGAUUGUAUAAAAUAGAUCGUGCAUUUACAAAUGUACUGUAUGUGAAAGGAAUAAAUGAAAUGAAUUAUAAAGCAUGCGCCCGGAGCAAACUCAUUUGCCUCGGUCAAAAACAGGUCUGACUUUGCUUUUGUAGCCUAUAUGUGCAGUUUAAAGGUUAAUAUUAACAAUUAAUAAAACCAUAAGGUAAACUCAUUUAAUUACGAAUUGAUAAACUAACUAACUUCUACUGAGGUCAAAGUGACAAUAA